Molecule: messenger RNA, 1048 nt
Organism: Cynocephalus volans (Philippine flying lemur)
Lineage: Eukaryota; Metazoa; Chordata; Mammalia; Dermoptera; Cynocephalidae
Gene: PEBP4
Product: phosphatidylethanolamine binding protein 4
Source: RefSeq, a predicted model, not a curated record
AUGUCCAACCACUUCUACCUUCAGACAGCCCGGAGCUGUGGAGACAGCACUUCUACUUUGCAGCCCGCUGCCAGAGUGAGAGUUACAGCAAAGCCGGGCCCUGGCUGGGGCCCCUCCCCUGGCACACUGAGUCCAGCUUGGAGGAGGCCCAGGUGCUCCCAAGAUAGUCGUGCCCGGGUGGUGGAUUACCUGCUGGAGCUCAGACAGCUGCCUGCUCUUCUUUCUGCUUACCAGAGGUCUCUGUCCCACCAGGUGCCCACGGAUUGGACGAUGAGGCUGGCCACAGCAGCCCUGUUGCUGGGUCUCGUGGUGGUGGUCACUGGACACUGGACACUGGAAGAAAAUGACCCAUGUGUCUACGAGGCCCUGUCGGACCAAGACGCUAUCCUGUGCAAGGGCCUUGAAGUUUUCUACCCAGAGUUGGGGAACGUUGGCUGCAUGUUUAUUCCUGACUGCAACAACUACAGACAGAAGAUCACCCGCUGGACUGAGCCGAUAGUCAAGUUCCCUGGGGCCUUGAAUGACUCAACCUACAUGCUGGUCAUGGUGGAUCCAGAUGCCCCUAGCAGGUCAGAACCCGAAAAAAGAUUCUGGAGACACUGGCUGGUAGCAGAUAUCAAGGGCGCUGACAUAAAGCAAGGGAAGAUUCAGGGCCAGGAGUUAUCAGCCUACCAGGCCCCCUCCCCACCAGCACACAGUGGCUUCCAUCGCUACCAAUUCUUCAUCUACCUUCAGGAAGGAAAGAUCAUCUCUCUCCUUUCCAAAGAAAACAAAACUCGAGGCUCUUGGAAAAUGGACAGAUUUCUGAACCGCUUCAACCUGGACGAACCCGAAGCCAGCACCCAGUUCAUAACCCAGAACUAUCAGGACUCGUCAACCCUCCAGGCCCGCAGAGAAGAUGGCAGUGAGUCCAAGAGCAUCCAGGCAGAGAUAACUGCCUGCUUGACCACAGGCUUCACCUUCCAGGCGUGAAUCCACAUUGCUUACCACUGAGAGUCUGAGUGUGGAACCCCCUCUGGGUAUGGAACCCUUCUCUUCCAAAUAAAAA